Hippopotamus amphibius kiboko is the source of this 3329-nucleotide messenger RNA. It is a transcript of the gene DNAJC10, whose product is annotated as DnaJ heat shock protein family (Hsp40) member C10. The coding region runs from base 433 to 2829 and encodes 798 amino acids. The record is from RefSeq and is a predicted model, not a curated record. NCBI's taxonomy places the organism in Eukaryota, Metazoa, Chordata, Mammalia, Artiodactyla, Hippopotamidae. Gene Ontology annotation, cellular component: endoplasmic reticulum. Gene Ontology annotation, molecular function: disulfide oxidoreductase activity. The transcript is spliced from 24 exons. Gene Ontology annotation, biological process: protein folding in endoplasmic reticulum.
CACAAUGCCCCGCGCCAGGCCCCGCCCCGGCUCGGCGAGGAGACCGCCGCGCGAGGAGCAGAGCGGAGCCGGCCGCGCUCGUCGCUGCCGGUGCGGCUGGUCCUACCCCGUACCGGGCGCGGCGGGCCCGCGGUCAGAGCGUGCGUGCUUGCUUCCCGCGCGCACAGCUUGUGUUUGGCCGAGUGGGGUCCGCCGCCGGCGCUGAGGAUGGGGGCGUAGCUGCGGGAAACGACCCCGCCACACCGAGGUUUUUUUCGUGGCGUGAAAAGAAUUAGAAAUGAACCAGAACCAUUCACAGAUUAACAUUUUAGGAAACAAUUCGUGAUGCCUGUUUCACCUUUGGAGUAAUGUGGACAGAAGUUCUCAAAUUUGCAUAUUACAUCAACUGGAACCAGUGGCAUUAUCUUAAUGUUCACUUAAGUCAGAACUUGUAUGAGAAAAACAAUGGGAGUCUGGUUAAAUAAAGAUAACUAUGUCAGAGACUUGAAAAGGGUCAUGCUCUGUUUUCUAAUAGUGUAUAUGGCCGUUUUAGUGGGUACAGAUCAGAAUUUUUACAGUUUACUUGGCGUAUCCAAAACUGCAAGCAGUAGAGAAAUAAGACAAGCUUUCAAGAAAUUGGCAUUGAAGCUACAUCCUGAUAAAAACCCGAAUAACCCAGAUGCACAUAGUGAUUUUUUGAAAAUAAAUAGAGCAUAUGAAGUACUCAAAGAUGAAGAUCUGCGGAAAAAGUAUGACAAGUAUGGAGAAAAGGGACUUGCAGAUAAUCAAGAAGGAGGCCAGUAUGAAAGCUGGAAUUAUUAUCGUUAUGAUUUUGGUAUUUAUGAUGAUGAUCCUGAAAUCAUAACAUUGGAUAGAAGAGAAUUUGAUGCUGCUGUUAAUUCUGGAGAACUGUGGUUUGUGAACUUUUACUCCCCAGGGUGUUCACACUGCCAUGAUUUAGCUCCCACAUGGAGAGACUUUGCUAAAGAAGUAGAUGGAUUGCUUCGAAUUGGAGCUGUUAAUUGUGGCGAUGAUAGAAUGCUUUGCCGAAUGAAAGGAGUCAACAGUUAUCCCAGUCUCUUCAUUUUUAGGUCUGGAAUGGCUGCAGUGAAAUACCAUGGAGACAGAUCAAAGGAAAGUUUAGUGAAUUUCGCCAUGCAGCAUGUUAGAAGCACAGUGACAGAAUUAUGGACAGGAAAUUUUGUUAACUCCAUACAAACUGCAUUUGCUGCUGGUAUUGGCUGGCUGAUCACUUUUUGUUCCAAAGGAGGAGAUUGUUUGACUUCCCAGACUCGUCUCAGGUUAAGUGGAAUGUUGGAAGGUCUUGUUAAUGUAGGAUGGAUGGACUGUGCCACCCAGGACAACCUUUGUAAAAGUUUGGAUAUUGCAACAAGUACUACUGCCUAUUUUCCUCCUGGAGCCACUUUAAAUAACAAAGAGAAAAGUGGUAUUUUGUUUCUUAAUUCAUUGGAUGCUAAAGAAAUAUAUUUGGAAAUAAUAGAUAACCUUCCAGAUUUUGAACUACUUUCGGCAAACACACUAGAGGAUCGCUUGGCUCAUCAUCGGUGGCUCUUAUUUUUUCAUUUUGGAAAAAAUGAAAAUUCAAAUGAUCCUGAGUUGAAGAAACUGAAAACUCUACUUAAAAAUGAACAUAUUCAAGUUGGCAAGUUUGACUGUUCCUCUGCACCAGACAUCUGUAGUAAUCUCUAUGUUUUUCAGCCAUGUCUAGCAGUAUUUAAAGGACAAGGAACCAAAGAAUUUGAAAUUCAUCAUGGAAAGAAGAUUCUAUAUGAUAUACUUGCCUUUGCCAAAGAAAGUGUUAAUUCUCAUGUUACCACACUAGGACCUGAAAAUUUUCCUGCCAAUGACAAAGAACCAUGGCUAGUUGAUUUUUUUGCCCCUUGGUGUCCACCAUGUCGAGCCUUAUUGCCAGAGUUACGAAAAGCAUCAAAGCAUCUUUAUGGUCAGCUUAAGUUUGGUACAUUAGAUUGUACAGUUCAUGAGGGACUCUGUAACAUGUAUAACAUUCAGGCUUAUCCAACAACAGUGGUAUUCAACCAGUCCAACAUUCAUGAAUAUGAAGGACAUCACUCUGCUGAACAGAUCUUGGAGUUCAUAGAGGAUCUUAUGAAUCCUUCAGUGAUCUCCUUGACACCCACCACUUUCAAUGAACUAGUUAAACAGAGAAAACAUGACGAAGUCUGGAUGGUUGAUUUCUAUUCUCCAUGGUGUCAUCCAUGUCAAGUCUUAAUGCCAGAAUGGAAAAGAAUGGCCCGGACAUUAACUGGACUGAUCAGUGUGGGCAGUAUAGACUGCCAACAAUAUCAUUCUUUUUGUGCCCAAGAAAAUGUUCGGAGAUACCCUGAGAUAAGAUUUUUUCCCCCAAAAUCAAAUAAAGCUUAUCAGUAUCAUAGUUACAAUGGUUGGAAUAGAGAUGCUUAUUCCCUAAGAAUCUGGGGUCUAGGAUUUUUACCUCAAGCAUCUAUAGAUCUGACACCUCAGACUUUCAAUGAAAAAGUUUUACAAGGGAAAAACCAUUGGGUGGUUGAUUUCUAUGCUCCUUGGUGUGGACCUUGCCAAAACUUUGCUCCAGAGUUUGAGCUCUUGGCUAGGAUGAUUAAAGGAAAAGUGAAAGCUGGAAAAGUAGACUGUCAGGCUUAUGCUCAAACCUGCCAGAAAGCUGGUAUCAGAGCCUAUCCAACUGUUAAGUUUUAUCCCUAUGAAAGGGCAAAGAGAAAUACUUGGGGAGAGCAAAUAGAUUCCAGAGAUGCAAAAGAGAUUACUGCCUUAAUAUAUGAAAAAUUGGAAAACCUCCAAAAUCAUGGAAAGAGAAAUAAGGAUGAACUUUAAUGAUGUUGAAAAUGAAGAAACAAUUGAAAAGAAAUUGACAGAUGACCUCAGAAGACACCUUUUCAGAAUGUUACUAUGUUCUUGAUGAGAAUAAAUGAACACUAUCUUGGACUUGUAAUUGCACUGCCUGAAUUCUGUACAACAUUGAUAUAAGUGAAAGGUCUCCAGACUUUUUCUGUAAAGGGCCAGAUUGUAAAUAUUUUAGGCUUUGUAGACCAUAUAUGGUUCUUUGUCACAUAUUCUCUAUUUUUGUUUUGUUUACAGCCCUUUAAAAAAUAUAAAAACCAUUCUUAGCUCAGGGCUGUACACAAAUAGGCCACAAGCCACAUUGAGCCCAUGGGCCACAGAUUGCUAACCCCAGAAAGAUAUUUAGGCUUACUGACUCAAACAUGAGCCUGCUCUAUGAUCUAUGUACAUGCUAAGUUAUACAAAGUGUACUUCUUCACUUCAAGUUUUGUGGCUGGCCUAAAAAGAGAGCUUGGUUUUUAGUCACCACUUCU